AUGGGAGGCUCCUCCGCUGCCGCGGUGGAGGAGUCCUCGGUGAUCCUGUCUAUGCUGGAAAAGGGGGUGGGCAAUGGAGAUGGCAGCUUCUGCCGGCGUGUAGCUUCUUUUCUCCACCCGUUUGGAGAUCUUAUCCCCCUCGAUUCCCACUGCCCCGCCGCCACCGGCCCAAACGGGGGAGGUGCCGCGCCUGCGGUGGGUGCCGACGCGAAGAAGAAGAAGAAAAAUUCGGCUGCGUCAUCCAACCAGAAGGUCAGUGAGAAGGGCGGGGCUGAGGCUGCGGUCCUCCGUCCACUGGCCAAACAGUUCCUUCCAUUCCUCUCCCGUGCAUUGAAGCUCCUCCCCUCCGUCCUGAGGAAAUGCCCCAGGGAGGAGGAGAAUUGGGCUGGGGAGCUUUUUGGUGUGUACCGAAUCGUGCUUGACUGUCUGUGGUUCGUUUCCCCCUGCCUUGCGGGCAGGCCAUUCGCGGUGCACCUCCAGAGAUGUAGUUUUCUUUGUUGCUUGGAGAUCUGGGGGAAGUAUUCGGAAGCGGAGGAGGAGGGCGUUUCCCUUCUAGAGAGCCUCGUGUCAGUUGUAUCUUCUGCUGCUCCUGAGAAGUCUCAUAAGGGGAGAAAGGCGAAGGGGACUAGUAGUGGCAGCCUUCUGCCGGACUCUACGGCAAAGGGCGCCUGUGAUGUGGAGCUUGCUAUCUUGGUCACGGAAGUUGUUGUAUGUCUCAUGAGAUGUGCUUACAAGAGCAAAAGGAAGACUGACACUUUGUACCGUCGGGUUCUAUUGAUGGUGGGCGAGGUCCAGCCUUGGCUCAGGUAUAUGAAUAGGAAGGUGAUAUCUUUGAUAGUCAUAUAUAUAUAUAAAUAUAUUUUCAGUCAAUGUUAAUACAAACACAAUGCGCUGCGCUCUUCCGUAACAAUUACAAAAAUUUCUUGCUUUCACCCAUGUUUCUACAAUCUAAAGAUUUUGAUAAUCUACAAUUAUCUCUGAUGCAUGCUCUGUGCAAAUGAUAAUUUUUCUUAGCUUCGGAUUGCAUAUCGUUUAAUGCUUGUCAAUGUUGACAUGUACGUAGGUUUCUGGAGUCUAAAGAUUUUGAGAAGUACCAUUUGUCUCUGGUGAGUGCGUUAGGCAAAUGCGCACUGUUCUUGGCUGGUGAAUGCAUGUCUUUUGAUGCUGCUCUUGUUCAUAAUUUCUGUGUGGAAAUGUCGAGAGAGUGGCUGAUUUCUUUUUCAAAGGAUCAAUUCCCUAAGGUAUUGUUUUUUAUUUUCUCCCACUUAUAAACUUAUAUUCUGUCGAAUGGGAACAGUAUUUAAAACAGAAUGGUUUUCUUUGGCUGUUAGUCAAAUACCGAAGUCAAUAUCGCCUAGUAAUGUGAAAAUUAUACAAAUGGCAGAUUGCUCGUCAAGUUUGCUCUUCUAUUUCUCUUCAGUGGGAAAGCAGAUUCGUGCUUAUGCUUGACAUGAUGAAAUGCUUACUGGAUUCCAUAUCAUGCAAAUGCAAGGUACUUCCAUGUCCUUUUAUCCAUUUAUUAGUAGCUUAACAUUCCGUUACAUGUCCUGAACACUGUAUUUUGAUCAUGUGCUUUUUUGUGUGCCAUCUCUUGACAUGUAGGUCAUUUAGUCAGCACUUAUUUGUCGGAAUAUAGUCUAGGUUCCUCCAAAAAGUUGGACCAUGGGUUUUCAUUUUUGAGCUUUCCAUGGAUGUCCUUUUGAGAGACUUUUUAUCUCUGUCUAUGUGUGUGGUGUAUAAUUAAUGUUCUGAGAGAAAAUAGUUUAGUUUCACGUUAAUGUUUUGGAUGCUAAUACUGGGGCGAGCAGGUCUCCACUGUACUUGAUAUUUAAGUAACUAUUUCGUCAUUGAAGGAUUCUAGGGAUCAAUUCUUAUGGAAAACAACACCAAUUUCUUUUUUGUGUUAGUCUAAGGGCAUCGCCUCAAAUAAUACAUGAUAAUUGUAUGUCAUGCUCACUUGAUGGAAAUUCUGGUGUGCUCAUCAGUCCUUCCAUCUUUUUGGCAUGGUGGACAACUUAUGAGUUAUUGUGAAUUUGUUUUGAAUUGAUCUGUUAAAGUUGAGACACAAGUCUAAAGAAGGAAUGAUUGGUCAGACAUAGAUAUAAUGAUAAGUUAUCUUUAAUGGAAGCCUUGUUUUUGGUUGUUGUACAUGCAGUUCAUUCAUGAUAUGAAAAUUAUUUACAACGUUCUAGUUAUGUACUUUUCCUAAAGAGGAUGGGCCUUAUACUAUCAUUUAGAAAAUGCUAUAGACUUAUAAAGGCAUAUAGGAUGGAGAGUUUUCAUAAGGCGGAAGUAAAGUGGACACCAACAUUUUUAUUUAUUUUUAUUUGAUGGUAGGACUGGCUUCCAGUGUGAAAAACUCUCAACAUUAUUGAACUAUCUAAUUCGAAAAUGAGUGGGGUAGGUCUGUCUUUAUAAUGUCUGGACUCUUGUUAAACAUGCCAUCUCACUUCCAAGUCAAGUUUUGAGCUUUUUCAUGUAGGUUACAUGAUGGGGGAAUGUUAAAUAUUAAUUGUUGACUUUGAUGUUGUGUUGAAGUUAUUGGGGCUAUCCAACACAAACUAGUUGGUAAUGGGUUGAUGAGGCCUUCUUUGUGACCAUGGUUUAUUUUAUCAUAAUUCAUACAGGGCUAUUCUUAUCAAGUUCUUUGUGUAAUUUCACUUUGUCUUUUUUCACAUGAACUAAGUAAAUAGGAGGGUAUGGGUAUGGUAGUAGAAACAAUCUCGGAGAUUAAGAUUUUUUGUGUUAGGGAGCAGUUGUAUCAUUUAGACAUGUAGGAUGAAGGGACCCAGAGUUUCAAGAACAUAAUUUCUUAACUUGGCGUUAGUUUUGCUUGUAAGAUGGGAUAGAUCAAACUCACCAAUUAAUCUUUGUCUCCAUAUCAUAAGCAGAUAAUAAUCACAUAUAUAUGCUGCCGUGCUGAUCUAGGGCAUCUGCCAGACCAGGAAUAAUUCAUGAUCAUGAGGGUUAUGAUUAUCUAUGGUCCUAUGAAUUUUCCUACAUUUGUUUUUAGAUUCAGAGAUGUCUUUGAUUGGGUGAAACUUUUCAAAAGAGGAAUUCUCAUGUUCAUAUAUUUGAGUGUGAUGCAAAAUGCAUCGUAAACAUUCUUCAUGGAAUGACCAAGAUGCCAUGCCUGAUAUGAGAAUGGUGGGAAACAUUUCUUGUCCUAAUUCUGAACAAAGAUACUAUCUUUCCUCAUACUUUAGUGUUGUUGAGAGAAAACAAAUAAACCAUAUAUUUUUCAUGUUGGCAGAUAUGCCCUGAAGUGUUUGCAUUGAUGUCUAAAACUCUCGAGGGUUUAGGAUAAAUAUUGGACCCCAUCCCUCUUGUAAAACGGAUUUUUGUAUUUCAUUCAAUAAAAUUCUUCUUCCUCUCCAAGGGUGCUUCAGGAUCUACCAACAUAUCGAAUAGAGGACUAUACCAUUCUACAUGGUAUUAGGGCAAGGUUAGGGUUUCAAAUCCCUUUCUCUUGACAUUCUUUGUUCAUCUGCAAGAGACGUCCCACUUCUGUUGGAGCUAUUGGUAUCGUGCCCAUUUGGCAAGGGAUGUGUCAUCUCUAUAGUGUCUCCAUAGAGCAAAUCCAAGUGAGAUCACUCUAAUUUGCUUCUGCACUUAUUGAUUCUGCUAUUACGGUCUUUGUACCGUUCUGUGAAUAUCUCUGUUCAAUAUUUGUUUACAAAAUCGGUUUCUCAUGAAGCUGAUUGCUAUUUCUUUGAAAUGGAAACUAUAAGAGAUGUUGCUUUAUCUUUUGGGGGAGAUUCAACCUCCAUGAGAGGUCAAUCUUGUUCUUGGAGACACAAGAUUAUUGGUAGAACGUUUUGCAAUUUUGUCAGAGUUCAAAUUAAUUGGAUAUAAUCUGAUAAAAUGGUCAUAAUAUAUUUGUGAAGUAUUGACCGGAAGAGGCAUGGUACACCGCUUGAUAGAAGGGCAGACUCAAUGUCAGGAGAAUUUCAGAGAUGGAGAGAAGAGGAUGCCCUGAUAAAAACUUGGUUGUGGGGAACAAUGAUUCCCCAAAUUAGUUUUGAUUUUUUCUUCUUAGCCACAGUCAAGGACUUAUAAGAGAUGAUUCACAUCAAAUUGUCACAGAAAAAUAAUGAGGCUCACAUAUAUGAACUUGAGACAAAUCAAUGUCCACAGUGCAAGGGAGUAAAUCAGUGGAGUAUACAGGAGAGUUAAAGAAUUUAUGACAGGAACUUGACUAUUACCUUAGUCUUGAUACUAAAAAACUUGUUGAAAUUGCUACAUUAUUUAAAGGGCACACCAGGCAAAGGAGUCAUCUUUAAACGUACUGAGGAGGUAAAUGUCAAAGUGUUUACAAAAGCUGAUUAUGCAGGGUCAAUAUUUGAUUCGAAAUCAACUUCUGGUCAUCUCACAUUUAUUAGUGGUAAUCUUAUUACUUGGAGAAGUAAAGAACAAAACGUGGUAGCUUGUUCAAGUGUUGAAGCAGAACUUAGAGCGCCUGUCCAAGGGGUUUGUUAACUUCCCUAGGUGAGAACUUUACUUGAUGAACUAUGUAUUCCUCUAUCAGGCCCUUGAAGAUUUAUUGUGAUAAUAAGUCAGCAAUCAAUUUGAUACAUAAUCCAAUAUAGCAUGAUUAUACCAAACAUAUGGGGAUUGAUCAGCAUUUUAUCAAAGAAAAGCAUGAGGCAGAUGCGAUUUUUAUACCAUACAUUUGAACUAGAAAUUAGUUGGCAUAUAUGCUCACCAAAGGCGUCUUAGGCACACUGCUACAAGAGAUUCUUCUCAAGCUGGGAGUUAUUGAUAUCAAUCCACCAACUUGAGGGGGAGUGUUGUCGAGAGGACUUAACAAAUAAACCCUGUAUUUUUUAUGUUGGCAGAUAUGCCCUUAUGUGUUUGCAUCUGUGUAAAAUCUCGAGGGUCUGGUAUAAAUACUGGACCUUGUCCCUCUUGUAAAACGGAUUCUUGUUUUUCAUUCAAUAAAAUUCUUCUUUCUCUCCAAGGGUGCUUUGGGAUCUACCAGCAUACCGAAUAGAGGUCUAUACCAUUCUACAUUAAUGAAACAAGGUUGCAGAUGCUCUGUCAAACUUCACUGUGACUACAGAUGGAUAUGGAGACAUCACUGGUACAUAGGUUGUUUUACAUUUUGCUAUUUUAACUCAGUAGAGGGAACCAUGAUACCUAUUUUGUUUAUUUAUCUCUUAUUGAUUCUAGAAUCAUUUACCCAUCUAUUUGAGAAGUCAGAUUUUACCUUUUAUUGUGCCGGGCUUAGAUGUUGUCUGGUCAGUUUUUCUUUUAUCAUUGCUUCUCUCAGAAAGGCUUGUUGGCUGGAAUUUAAUGUAUUUUAUUUCCUUUUAUUUUUAUUAGUGUUAUUCUCUGUCAGAGUUUAGCCUGUUUGCUGCCUUUUAGAAAACGGGAACUAUUCUGGUUUGAUGCCGUGAGCAACUGUGAUAUUGGUGCUCAUGCCUAUUUACAACUUCAUAUGCAUAGCAGUUUAUGCGCACAUCAGCAUUACUCGAUAUUAUUUUUGCAGGAUAAUAUGGUACACUGUGCAAAUCAAUUUCUUGAAUUUGUCCACUAUGUCAUUGACACCUGUCAAACAGCAAGUACUUCCAUUCAAAGAACUGCUUAUGAACUUCUUAUUGAAUGGAGGAUCAAUCUUCAGGAGGUAUCUUUUAUAUUAUUGGGAAACACUUUGUUGUAACAUAUAGCCCCUCUGCUAAUGUCUGUCUUGUUCAAAGCUAACCUUAUUACUUAUUUAUUAGGUUUCACCUUCUGUUGCCUCUAUUUUGGGUUUUUAUGCCAUUGGAUUGGGCUGCAGAGGAAGAACUAUUCAAAUUCAACAUAGAGAGGCCAUUUCUCGAACUUCUAAUGAUGCACCUGUUGAAUUGAUUUAUGAUACCGAGUACCUGCAAAUAUUUGGCGAUUCACUGGGUAUUUUGGAUCAUAACUCUCAUAGUAGUGUGGAAGAAUUCCGAGAUACUUUAGUUAGAUGCCUGAGAAAAGUUUCAUCUUUAGAUCUGGGACAUAAGAUUUCUAUUUCGUGCGGCUGUGUUCAUGGAGAAGUUUCCUUCUUUUCAUACUUGGACGCUUUAGGAUUUUUGUGCAAGCAAUUGGAGGACUAUGUUAACACAACUUGGAAAGAUAUGAUAUCUGAGGCAGUGAGUUUGCAUUCAGCUGAUAUAUGUUAUGUUCUCGAGGCAUUUUAUCAGUUUUGUGUUUUGUUCCUCAGUGAAGUUAGGUAAGAAAUCAAUCUUUCAUUUAAUGCCUAAUUUUAUUCCUCUACAUUAGCAGAGCAGCCUUGACCAUUUUCGUAUUAGUAAUUUGUUUUGACAGUGCAGUAAUGAUACCCGUGGCUUUUGUAAUUUAGUUGGUCUGUUAAUGCAGUGACAAAUCUGACAAGGAAAAACUGCUUGAGAGUCGUCUGGUACUGUUCCAUGUAGUCGUUGCUUCCUUAAAACUCUGCUUUGUAACAAGCAAGGACAGCCAGGUUAAUUUUUCUGUAAAAUUUGAGUUAUUUAUCAUGAUCCACCUGCUAAAGAGUUCCCUUUGAUGCAAGUGCAACAUCUAUUUUGCAGAGGAUUGUAACUUUAAUCAAUCAUGUGAUUUCAUGCGAGUGGAUCAAGGCACAAGAACUAAAGUAUUUGGUAUCUUCAUUCUAUAACAUUGGUGCUUCAUUAUACAAUGCUGGCCAAGUUGAGAAGGUAACUGAAUAUACUUCUUUUUAUUCUGUCUAAUCUUAAGUUUUGAUAUGUUCUAAAAUUCUUAUUUUCAAUUUUCUAGACACAGUUUUCAUUACCCAUGAAUUUUCAUUUAGAUCGUGUUCCUGGAUGUGAAUCCAGUUAUUGAUCUUGGUAUGUGCAGCAGUAAAUGAGUAUCGAGUUGGCUCAUAUUGUUUUUGUCUUGUCUCAAUCGAGGAUGAUUUGACAUUCAGGGUUUCUUUUUUUGCAUUAGUCUACUGUAGAUUCAAUAACUAGUUGAAAAGCAUCAUAAGUUUAUUUUAGCAAGCUGUGCACUCUAAUAAAAGGCAGCCGUUUGAAAACAUUUUUGGUCUGAAUUAAAGUGGUUUGCCUAUCGGCCACAGAAGAUUUCAUUGCGUUGUCAUACGUUAAGCAAGGUUGGUAGCCCAUGGGUGAUCAGCCAUAAGCAAGGUUGAUAAUUGUUUUUUGGGCAUGGAGUCCAAGAGUGAUAAUUAGAUCUGUACCUUCUGGUUCAUAUGGUUCCUUGUCUCUUCUUGUCUUCUCCGUUGACAGGUACUACUCUGUGGGUAUAAUGAUCACAGACACUUGUUAAUGCAUCUGUAUUAGACUGCUACCUGCGGUUAAUGGAUCUUGGGGUGUACAGGCAUUAGGCGUUCACCAGUAAAAGCGGUUCUGGUUGACAACUAAGGGGGUAUGGCAACAAAGUUUGGCUACAUUGGUCAUGGUAGAUUGAUGCAGAAGCAGGAAGUGAUACAGAGAUAAAAUAAUCAGUUGAUGUAAAAUAAUCAGGUUUGCUGACACAUUUCCUACCAUGCUAUGUAGUCAUUCACCUGUCAGUCAAUAAGUAUAAUUGGUGGGGUAUGGAAGUAAAGAAAUCAAAACAACUUAAACUGGAAUUCGGACACUUAAACUGCGGUUUUGAAGUCGAUUGAAUGAACGCGCGGAUGACUGGCAUUUCCUAGUCGGAUAAUAUGGUCAAAGAGUCUGUGAUUCUGUCUAAACUUCCAAAGAUUGUAAGUGCUAUUGAGAUAAUUUCGGUAGUACGAAUUAUUUAUGUGAAUAGAUGCCUGAAAUUUAAGACCUAACUAUGAUAAUCUGCUAUCUCUAUUAUAAGUUCCAUCAUCUUUGUAACGUUAUGUGGAAUGUGAAUCAAAUGUAAACUGCACUUCGAACUGUUAGAUUAAGCUAAGUUUUUUAUCUGGAUUUAGACUGUAUCAUGUUCUGAUGUGAAUUCAUGGUUGUUUUCACCCAGAUUGUGCUCACGUUUUCGCCAAAACUUUUGUCGCCAUAUGAAUGAUACACAUGGCUUUAUGUGAAAUGUUCUUUUCAAUGGGAAAUUCUGUUUAGAGUUUACAUCAUGUCAGUUUAGUUUGCAGGUUUUGUGCAAUUAUUCAACGUCAUUGAAUUUGUUGCUCCUAAUCAAUCAUAGAUAGGGAGCAAGGGGUAAAAUCUUAGCUACGUUACUGUAUCUCCUGUUAAUUUACUACAACUGAGUGGGUCAUAGUGGCUAUUUUGAUGUUACUAUCAGUCAGUACUUAAGGUAUUCUGGUAAAUAAUUUUAUCUUGGAAUUGCUUUAGAGCAUUUAGUCCUGUCUCUGAAGUGUAUUUUUCUAUUUAGUCCCUUGUCUUGAUCUUAUCAUCUUUUUUUAUCUCUGGUGCAUUUUGCAAAUCUAUAAUUGUGUAUAGUUCUUCAUUACUUUAUAUGCGACUUUCCUUGUUAGGCAUCAAUUGCUUUGCAGCUGUGCUGUACAGCAUCGUGGGCUCAUAUCAAACUACUUUGCCAAUUACUCCAAGAAGAUGUAGUGAUCAUGGAGAGUGAUAACUUAUCCGAAAGCAUGAUGAAAGACGCCACUAUGGAUGCUUGUGCAAAGAGUGCUGUUGCACUUGAUGUUAUUCAUCAAUGUGGUGAUGUAAAUUUACGUAAUAUUGCAGUCGAUUGUAUAUUGAGUUGGUCCACUGUAGAGGAGUCGUUGGGAACCUCCACUUGUCCUUUUGCCUUGGUGAAGCAAUGGAUUAAGGUGCGAAUAUAGAAUACUUUCUACUGUUAGUUCAUAUUUUUGUGUUAUUGUAUUUGCCUAAUACUUCUAUGGCUCUAGAUAGUCUGUAAAGACUACAAGGAUGUUGAUGCGGUGGAUUCUGUUCCUGUUCUGUGCCUUUUGCUCUCAAGCAAGUGCGCAACAUUGCCAAAGAGAAUAUUUGGCAUUAUUUUGGAGCAGGUAUAGGUCUUACGCUCUAUCUGGACGAGAGUACAACCGAUUGCCUCCAGGAAACAUUCUUGAUAAUGAUGUUGUGGUGUUUAUGCAGGAGCUGUUAGCAUAUGAAGAAUUUAAUGCCAAGUAUCCUAAUUUAUGCCAGAGUAUGCAACUAAGGUUGAUGGAUAUGCUCCUUAAGGAAGUAUACGUUGAAGAUGAAUAUGUUUUGCACAGAUCAAAAAUUCUUGUUAAGAAGGGAAGAGCUCUUAGAACUUGUGGAGUUGAUGGCUUAAACAGCUCAUUGCAGUGCUUAUCUGAAGCGAUUUCCUUGCUUGUUAGUUCUAUUCUUACAUUCUUUUUAUAAGCUUUCAUUUUCUUUGUGGACCAUCUAUGCCUGCCUUUUGUUACCAGUGCCACUUUUUUUGAUGCUGGACACUUUCUUGAACAGGAGGUAGCCUGCAGUGACGCUUCCAGAGGAAAUUCCCUAUUGUACUAUCAGUUGGCCCUUACAUAUUUUUUGCUUGCACACUGUGCUCAGGAAGCUAAUGAAAAAGUAGAGGUGGUUUUCUACUGCGCCCUAUCCCAAGAACAUGCAUCAUUUUGUGGAAUGGCUUAUUCCCUUCUUUUUCUUGUUUUUGGUGCAGGUUAUCUUGAAUGACAUUAGCAGUGGAUUAAGAUGGUGGUCAAGCAUUUCCAAGGACACUUACCUUGAUUUAGAAUAUGAAAAAACAAUUCAACUGUUGUGUAGUGUAGCAGAUUUGUCAGCCUUGAAAGUAUGCUUCUAUUCAAGAGUAAAUAGUUUGUAUGACUGUAUCUACUCGCUAAAAAUAUUUGAGCUUGCAUUCGGCGAGAAGAUGACAACCUAAUGAUCUCCAUUUAUGUCUUGUAUUAUUUCAGGGACACUUGCGUUUUCAGUUGGAAAUGUGCAGAUUGAUUGCUCUACUUUGUAAGCGGAAUAAUGUACCUCUUGAAAGUUGUGUGGAUAUGCUCUGGAGUAACAGAAGACUAAGCCAUGAAUGUUGUUCCUCCCCACUUGAUGAAAUUUUCAUUAGGAAUAUGUCUGAAGAGUUUGGUGUUUGUGCAAAUUCAAUAAGCUUCUGGAUAAGUUGCAUGAAAAGUUCACAUUCGACAUUAGUAGGCUUCCUUCAGGGUUUUUUUCUUUCUAAUGCCAUUUUAAUGUCUGAAAAUACCCUUUGUUCUCACAUCACAGUUCAAGAAGUAAAAAGAACUGCCUCUUCGUUGAUUUCAAGUGUAAGUACUUCGUAGAUUUCUCUUGAACUUUAUUUGAUAAUUUAUGGGAGUGAUCAUCUCUUGAUUUCAGCAAUUUGGUUUGUGUAGGGCUCUGUGACCAGUCGUUCAGCAUUUGCUGCUGGGUAUCUCUUAUUUGAUUUGUCUGAAAGAUUACUCCAGGAAGGUCACAUUUCUGAGGUGAUUUUCAAUCAUAUAUUAAGUUUCACUGUAUCCAGUCAGGAAUUAUAAUUUCUAAAUUACGAGGAAGUCAAAAUAACAACAUACGUACCUAAUGAGAGUGAUUACCAUCUAAUCUUGAAGAGACUUUGAAAAAGGGACUAUUAGUAUCUGCUAAUAUAGAAAAAUGAAUUUUUUAACUUUUAAUUUUCUUGACCAGGAUAGCUGAAGUUCAUCCAGCUUUGAAGCAACAGUCUUAACCUCCAUAGUUCUAUUGUAUCUUAUUAUGGUGUAUUCGAUUUGAUGUGCCUUUGUGAUGACUGAAACUUGCUCCGUUUUUUCCCACUAUUGUGCACUCAAAGCUGAAAGGAUCUGCCACAAUUGGUUAUUUUCCGCUGGACACAUCACAGUUACUUAAAAGUUUCCAACAAUAUGCUGAAUGUUUAUGUAAACACUGAAGAACUGAACAUUGUCCAUAAUGUUACCAGUGGUUGGUAGUUUCCACUGAGCUCAAACUCGUAUUUCUUAUUUAGGAAGGCCGGUCAGUCAGAAAUAAUCUGUAAAUGACUACAGCUAGCUCAAGCAAUUGAUCUUAGCUUUCAGGAUAGUAUUCUAGAGAGAAUCUUAGUUUCAUAUUCUCACAUUUAGGAUAGUAUUCUAGAGAGAAUCCUGGGAAGAAAUUAUCUAUUUCGAUAGGUAGUCCUUACGCCCUAUUUUCCAUCAAAGCAUUGACCUCCUCAAUGUGAGUCAGCAAGUCGUAGACGAAAAAUGCUAUUGGCCUGACUUGGUUUUUAAAGCUCUAAUAUGUUCUUUCAAGGAUCUAUUUUAGAUAAUUCAGUUUACUAUCAUCUAUCUUGAGGAUUUUACAGACGAAUCAUAAGUUUUCGUUCUUUCACCUGGAUUUUUUGAAUAUUUUCCAACUAUGGUGCUGCCAUUUGACAAGCAAUACGCAAAAACGAACAUAGGAUAUAUUUCUUUUUCUGAAAGCCUACGAAUUUAUACUGGGGCUCUGUCAAUCAUGGAUGGCAUCACAGAAAUACUUGAAUCAUUUCUUCGCAUAAAACGUUUUGAUGGAAAUUGUUGGUGAAAUAUAACUGGAAGUGUUCCAUCCCUGGAUGUAUUUGGUUGUACUGAUUUUUCUUGAUAAAUGGAAUUUGGUAUAUCAUGCUCAUAAUGAACUGAUAACAGUACAGACAAAAUAAGGUAUUGCUUUUAUUAUGUUGGUUUCUGUUAUCCAGCAAACUAAGUUUUCGCUGUUAAUGAAACUUGAUUUCAAUCCAUUACAUGUAAAAUUGUUGGUUGAUUAGAAUUAUACUUUUCUGUAGUUUUUCUGGGUGCCUUUCUUUACUACAAUAUCAAGAUUUUUUCUUUUCUUGUCCGUCAUAUAUUUUUGUCGUGAACAGUGGCAUAAACCCUAGAAGGAUAUGUAGAGGAAAAACUCGACUGCUAUUCACAUCAUAGAUGAUUAUCAUAUCUAAGUACCAUGACCACAAAACAAAGAAACUACCUAAGAACUAAGAAAAGAUCCGACUGAAACCAAACUCCUAAUUAUAUAUUCUUUCCCACAGCUUACUAUGGCAAUUAGACACGCCUUCCUGGGCUUUUAUGCUAACUUUUCUCGUUUUGGGUUUUCUAGGCUCUUUCACAUGCACGAGAGGCUCUUAGGUUACGUAAAAGGAUAUUGCAAAGGAGAUUUAUUUCAGUAAGGCAGCAGCCAGGGAAAGUGGAGACAAUUUGGAAUAAUGAACUUCUCUUCACUGAGGCAAUUGGGUCGAUAGUUACUGAAGAUUGGCCAAACUUUACCAAACCACUAAGCUCAGAGGACUGUACAAUUAGUCCAUGGAGUGUAUUAAAGUGCUACCUUCAAAGCAUUCUGCAGGUUAACCUCUUUAUUUUUGUCUGUACGUAGAAUAUCAAGAGUGGUGAGUCCAUCUUUCAUGUGGUAUUUAUUUGAUAUAUCAUUUCUGGUCUGCUUUAGGUGGGAAUCAUUUAUGAGUCUAUUGGAAAUGGGGCUGAGGCUGAAAUCCUUUUCCGUUUGGGAAAAACUAUCUCUUGCUCGCUUGGUUUCCCAAUCUUUGGCAUUGCGUUUUCAUCACAUAUAGGUAUUCUUUAAAUUUUUCAUCCUUUUAUUUUUUUUUCUUUUGCUGUUUUUUCUGCUUGAUUUGAGUAAGAAGAGAAACAUGAAAAAGUUUCGAAUGUGAAGAUAACAUAACUGUUUAUUUUCUUGGUCUUUAGGGCAAGUUUAUCGUAAGAAGCAGCUUUUGGAUUUGACAGAGAAUGAACUUGGCAUAGCAAGAAGGAUUUUAGUGGAGAACGCCGCUAAUAUUUCAUGUAAACGUUGUGAAGUUGUUUUGGAAGGUUUAAUUGAUCUACAACUAGGAGAUUUAUACAGAAGCAAAUUUGAGAGCACUUCCGGAAUAAAGUGUAUAGAGAGUUUAACGAAUGCUCUUAGUCAGUAUAAAUCAGCUCUUGAAAAGCUAAAUCUUGUAGGGCAGAGUUCUUUUGGCAGCUGUGUGGGAACAAACACUACUGGUUCAUUAUUUGGAAAAGGUUUUAUCAGUAAAGUAACUCAUGAAGCAGGUCUCACUGAUAAAGUUUUAUUACCAAAGAGAGAAAAGAGUUCAACUAUGCAUAAUGAGUGUGAUCCAGAACCUUGUUAUAUUGAUGACUCUGAUAGACAGAAUGUGACUGAUGACAAGAUAUUUUCUGUAUCCACCGUAAAUGCUGAUAAUUAUCUUAUGGAUGUUGGAGGGAAGAGGGAACCAAAGUUUGUGCCAAGACGUUCAUCAAGGAAAAAGGUUUCAGAUGGGGACUCAAAUUUGAGUACUUGCAAUAUUCGGACGCAUUGCAAGAAACGAAAUGUUGGAAGUGGAAAAUAUCAAAAUAUUCCUAAACAUGCAAGUUGUACUCGUGAGCCUACUUGUCCUGGUAGCUGUCAAAAGGAUUUUGGUUGCUUGGAACAUAAUGAAAAGCUUCAGUCACUGAAUGGACGUAGUGAAGCCUCUUUAAACAGUAAUAAAAAUUGCUGGGGAUCCUUUCUUGUGAAUGUGAUGAAAACUGAUUUCAUGAACGAUAUAAUGUUCGUUAAAUGGGAGUGUCAUCGGAGACUGCUUUCAUUGAGAUUACUCUCCAAAAUCGGUACCUUAGGUCCAUUCUUUUUAGUUUUACGAUUUAAGAUGAUGCUCGUGUAUACUUUUUUCUGAGAAUUUUCUUUCGUUUAAUUUUUUUUCUUGAACAGGAAAAUGUAUGAAAGUUCACAGCAGGAGUCAUGAAGUGCAUGAAAUUUUUUGGCAGAGUAUGUCCUUGCUCUUUGACAGUGGUCCCCUUAGUCAAAGUGGAGCAUGUGAUGUUCGCUUUCUUGAGGUUGUUGGAAUGGAGAAUUUGCAUGACAUUUUCCCCAUUCAGCGUGCUGUACUACUUUAUGACAUGAGUCUGUUUUGUGUAAAGGAUUGUUUCUCUGAAGGAUCCAGGUGACGUUUAGUUAUAUAAAACAUUUAUCAUCAAAUGCCCCAUAACUUAAUUUUUUAUCAUCUCUUUGGACUGAUCUUUUUUAAUUUUUUUGCAUUUUCCCUGUGUUUCUUUCAGAAGAAAAUGUUGCUCUCUGUCUAAGCCUCAAAUAUCAAGUGUACUAUCUUGGCUGUUUACGGCAUUUAUACUCGCACAAGAACUCCCUUUACUUUUUCAAAAGGUUGCAGGUCCCUCUGAUCCCUCUCUGUAUGAAAUUUGUUCUCUUAUUUUCUUCAACGUUAUUGUGAUUUGAGGCUAUUGUCCGCCAUCAAUGCAUAUUCAUUGAGUCUUAGCAUUUCUUUUUUUUCGAAUUUACUUUUUGGCCCCAGAACUGAGCCCAGUUCAUCUUCUUUUUGUCAUGGUGUAGAUUUGCAGGUUAAUUGCUGCCAUAAUUUCUCUGUCAAUGUCCACAGGACAUUUUUCUUUGCCAUUUUCCUUUGAGUCGCUUACAGAAAGCCAUUUGGCUGCUUUCUUUCACCAAGCCUCCGUCGGUACUAAUCUCCAACAUAUGUGCGUUUCUAAUAUGAAAGGCGUGGACAUCAGGAAUCAGGUAAAAGGAUCUAUCUGUUUUCUCGUCUAACAUUGUCAGAAAAUUAGUCUGAUAUUAGCACAAUGUUUGCAAAGUCGUGUGAAUUUUUUUUGCAGAACACACUUGCAGACGGCAUGCAUUGAUACUUAAUUUUUCGUUUUCGUGCUUUAUUGACUCGAAUGACACUACUCCAAAGACAACUAACUUGGUCUUUAUAAGAAUUUGUAUGCCAUGUCACACAAUGAUAUAUCUUUGAUAGAUACUUGCCUGUCCACAAGAUGCAAUAAGUCAAUAGGACAGGUUCUGUGAAGCCAGGAAUUCUGUAACGUGUUUUUUUUUUCUUUCCUACCAGAAUUUCAAAAAUGGUGGACUAACUGAUAAGAUCGUGUCAUCAGCACACGUCAGGUUCAAUAUUUUUUUUAAAGCAUAUGAAGGGAAGGCUUUAAUAGUAGUAAUUAUUGAUUUUGAGACCCUUCGUGCUUUUUUUGCAGAGUUGCUCUUGAAAGGCUUUCUGAUCUGGAGAAAUUUGUGAACACUUUCUUCAACAGCCUGCCUAGUUUUACUGUGGUCUGCAUCAGUUUGCUUGGAGGAGAUUAUGUCAACCUUCUUGGUGAAACUUUGUUGCUUCCAUCUUUCUUUCCUGCUUGGAUGCUACUAUCACGGUUAGAUCCGAAAGGGCUGCCGAUUGUGAUGCUGUUGCCUGUCGAUUUUGUCCCUGAAGGUAUUUUUGGCUGUUCUAGAGACAACACUUAGAGUUGAAAUUCUUUCUUUGAAGUAAUGUGUGAAUGAACCUCGGUGAUCUUCUUAUCAGAAAUUCAUGAUGAUGCAAGUGGUACUCGAAUUACAUCCACACAUAAAGAGCCUACCGCAAAAUGGGAAUGUCCUUGGGGCCACACGUUAGUGGAUCAUGUUGUGCCGCAAUAUAAAUUGAUAUUGGAGGAGAACUACAUAUCCCUGUCGCAAACGACAUGUGAUGCUAUGGAUACACAAAGGAAUAGGUUCAUGUGGUGGUCAGAGAGAUCCAGGCUGAACAGUCAUUUAAGCAUAUUCUUGAGGUAGUUUUAUUUCUUGUAGCAUUUAAAUAUUUUCUCAGUCUUGCAUGAUAUAGAACCCAUAAAACCGUCAUGUAUUUUUGGAUUCGUGGCUGUUUUGCAAUUGAAAUGCCUGGUUUGCUAGUUUGGCCAUUUCCUUGUGCCCCCCCCCCCCCCCCCCUAGUGAUUUUGCCAAGUGCCAAUGACCCAUAAAUGGAUGAAUUUCUCGAGCACAGUGUUUUAUUCCCUUCAAACAUAAUUACUUGAUUAGUAUCGGCGUGAUAGUGAGAGAAACUAGAGAAUUAUUUAUUGACCAAAGAGAUAGAACAUAGCUAUCUAGUGCCAUGUAGACCAUAUGGAUCAUUGGCACAAAGAAAAAAAAUCAAAGAAUUUACGUGAGACGAAUUCCUUUUUCUGCAGUUUUCGUACUUAACUAGUGUAUGCCGUUUAAAAUUUUCUGUUUUUUUGAUCCAUGUGAUAGGAGAAUGGAAGACUCGUGGCUGGGUUCUUGGAGAUGCCUGCUUUUGGGUGAACGUGCUGAUGUCAAAAACCUGGAUGCAGUGCUCUCGAAGUUGAGUCGCUGUCUGAAAUCUGAAUGCAAAUUAGAUGCAAACAUGAGCGUCCUGCAGGCUAUUGUUGGGGGAUCUCAGUCUGUAUGUGAUAUAGAAACAUGCAUAUCUCAAAUGGUCCUAUACAAGGGCUACUUAGGCAGGGGAAGAUGCUGUGGAGCAGAAAGCUUUAGGGUUUUUUCUUCUGCAGUAGAUGGAGGAGCCGAAAUUAUGUCAGAAUCAACUCGUGGAUUAAUACUCGAAGCUGUUAGUUCUACUGUACAGGAACCUGUUGACAGAGAACCUAUUGUUCUAGUCCUAGACUCUGAUCUGCAGGUAGAUAUCCUGGUAUUGUUACUUGAUGCUAUAAUAUCCUUUUCAUUGUAGAUUUUUUUUAUAAUUCGAUGCUUAUUUUUGACGUCAUUAUAUUGGUUGAAUAUGAAUUCUGAGGUCGUUUUCUUGAGCCAGAAGCUGGAGACUAUUUACGCCAAAUUAUGAAUUCUUUCCUGGAUCUUUAAUGUUCUUUAGAGUGCCAGAUUAGACAGCAUGAAUUCAUAACUUGUUAGGAAUUAUCCUAGGCUUAGACAAGAAUGAGAAUAUUGAUGAAUUUUCGUUAUAAUAGUAUGUAGGGUUACAAAUUGAUCCCUUUCCAACAUUCUUGUGUCCCUGUGAGGUCACUGUCCGUGAUGCGUAAUAUGGGAUUAAUGAUUAUUCGUAUAUAUCUGUUCUCAGAAAGACAACUCUAUUUUGUGAUUUUUAAAAAAUAUGAAUUGCUUAUACUUCUCCCUUGCAUUAUUUCUCUUUGAAUGCAGAUGCUGCCUUGGGAGAAUUUACCAAUAUUACGAAAGGAAGAGGUUUAUCGCAUGCCUUCUAUGAGUAGCAUUUCUGUAACACUUGCCAGAAAUUUCCAAAAUGAAGAAUCCGAGAGAUUAGGUGCUUCCAUUCCCUCAGUUGACCCGUUGGAUGCAUACUACUUAUUGAAUCCCAGUGGAGAUCUCAGUAGUACACAAAUGGAGUUCGAGGAGUGGUUUAGAAAUCAAAAGUGGCAGGUAAAUCUUGGCUUGUCAUGGUUAUCUAUGAAUUUCACUCGUUAGGAACGAUGUGCAAAUCUCGCUCACGCUUGGUGAUUUUGUUUGUUUCUUUUUGCGUAGAUCUUCGAAGGAACAUAAAAUGGCAAUUUUUAUCUAAUGACUAUAAAAUGUAUUUUCCUUUUUCUCUAUGUUCGUAAUCGGUGCAGAUCAGAGAAUAAGCUAGCAAAUGCCUGUGUUUAUCAGCUUUUAUUAGGUUGGGGCACAUUAGAUAAUUUCAACAUGGAAGCCCAGAAAAAUGUCAACUGUUUUAACGUAUGCAAUCUGCCUACCAAUUUCCUUCCCCUGCGUAAAUCAGCUGAUCAGAAGACUGUUUCAGUUGGAUAGAGUGGCUAAUUCUGAGAAUAUAACUAGCUCUGAAACCAUCUUCAAAAAUUGUCAGGCGAUAAAUGAUACAAUUUGCUAGUUCAUUACGAGUAAAGAUACAAGUUCAUCAGAUGAUACAAUUUGAUGUGUUGCUUUGAAGGGCCACAAUGAUUUGCAGGGUUAUAUGCCUGUCUUACUAAGUGUCGUGAAGCUAAACAUUUGUUCCAUGUGAUGAAAAUUCAAGCACGUUUUGUUCGAAUAAAAUUACUGUUCAUCAAGGAAAGAUCGAAGUUACUAUCUUUUUUCGGUUGAUAUCGCUUAUGACUUUAUUGCCCUGUGUCAAUUGAGUCAUGUAAUCCUUUAAUAUAUUUCGGAAUUUGGACAAAAAAUCUCUUCAUAAAUUAUCGAGUUUGGGGGAGCAAACCUUCUGGGUGAUCUUGCUUCCCAUACUUUGAAUUGUGUUCUUUACAAAGUGUUCAUAAGAUUCAAUCCGUCUGCCAGGAUUCAUUUAAAACAGCUAGAGAUGCUUUUACGGCCUGUAGUUCAUAGCUCACUUUCCGAGAAAACAAAACCACUUACCCUUAUGCAUCAUCUCAUUUUUCAUGUAUUUUGGAGAAUUCAAAUGUUAGUUCAAGCUACUCCCACCUCUUUUAAUGAUUUCAAAAGAAAGGGGAGGAUGAUGACGCAGAUUUAUUUGUAACAAUCUCGUCAUGCAUGUAUAUAGAAAAAAAUCUCGUCAAUUACUAUAUCUAUGAGUUUCAUUGCUGUAUAUAGAAACAAUGAAUUCGAUCGUCAUGCAUGUCUACUGAUCUUUCUAAAACCAUCUCAUGUGAAUCUGACGAGUAGGGAAAAGCUGGAAAGGUGCCCACAUCUGAAGAACUCAUUGAGGCCUUGCAGAACCAUGAUCUUUUUCUUUAUUUUGGCCAUGGAAGUGGUAUGUUCUACGCUUAUCUCUUCCCGUAGUUUUCUAGACACAUGUUUUCAAAUAUGUGUAACAAAAUUCGCUUCCUUUUUUCUUCUGUGGGCGUGGUUGUGUUGCUUCAGGAACACAAUAUAUACCAGGGAACGCAAUCCAGAAGGUUGAUCACUGCGCUGCUACACUCCUCAUGGGCUGCAGCAGCGGAUCUCUCUUUCUCCGGGGGUGUUAUGCUCCACAUGGCGCCCCUCUUUCCUACCUAUUGGCUGGCUCACCUGCUGUCAUUGCCAAUCUCUGGGAGGUCUCAGACAAGGACAUUGAUAGAUUUGGCAAGGCGAUGCUGAAUUCAUGGCUGCAGGAGUCAACUACUGCUGAUCAUACUCAGUCUAACAACAGAACUCUGCAAGAUAGUGGGCAUCUCCACGCAGAGGGUGGAAGCACUAAGCCUCUUAAAACUCGGAGAAAAUCUUCCAAAGAUCAGAGAGGUCAGACGUCCAAGCAAGAUAUCUGCGGAGAUCUUUCCAAGAAUAAUAGGAUCGCAUCGUUUAUGAGCCAAGCUCGGGAUGCCUGCAAGUUGCCGCAGCUGAUUGGGGCAUCCCCAGUAUGCUACGGCGUUCCCACACUAAUAAGGAGGAAUCAGAAGCGCUAG
Messenger RNA from Spirodela intermedia, 18832 nucleotides. Lineage: Eukaryota; Viridiplantae; Streptophyta; Magnoliopsida; Alismatales; Araceae. The record is from the annotation of a GenBank genome assembly.